UUUUUGUUACAAUCUAAAAUUUCAAGUCUUUUGUUGUCCUUCGUCUUGUCAUUGUGGCCGCGGGUGACGUUGCGCAGAUACGACGUGACGCAGGACGAGAGCACGGGCCGCACCAUGUACCUCCGGCCGCUGAGGGACCACCUCGACCAGCGCGUCCUGGAGAAGGACGCCGACGACGCCGUAGUGCGCACCCGAUGGCACCUGGACGCGACGCCGCGCGUGCCGGACGAGGACGAGCCGGCCGACGACCUGGCGGCGGCGACCUGGGGCCACGGCCUCUUCCUGGAGGGCCAGGUACCGCUGGCGGUCACCACCCCGGACGGGUGCAAGAUCAUCGAGCACGACCCCUCCGACCCCCUCGACAUUCUAAAGUAUAAGGUGGAAGAGAGCUUUGGUAUUCCGUUCGAGCUACAGACUGUCAGAGGCUCCGGUGGCAGGAUUCCUGUGAAGGGCGCCAAGGUGGCCAAGCUGUUCCCCAAUAUUGGCCGCCUGUUCCCCAGGGCGUACGUCUGCACCGAGCAGCACCGUUCUGGCCCCAACCUGUGGUUCUACGUACAGCUCGUCGAACAGUCACGCAAUCAUGGCCGACCCUUCUUCCUCGAGGCCAAGUCGUCCGACACGGUGGCCAGCGUGUGGCGUCGGGUGCGCCGCCGUCUGCGCCUCAACCACCCCGAGUGGCUGUACGAGCUGCAGCAGGACGGCGCCCCGAUGGAGAAGUCCCGGACGCUGCAGGACCUCGGCGUGGCCUGCCUGUCCACGCUGACGGUGGCGGAGCGCGGCUGCGUCGAGUUGACGGUGACGGUGCGGCUGUCCGGGCCGGCCGAGAGGGACCCAGUGGUCGUGACUGUGCGCGCCGACCCCAGCGACCGCGGCCAGGAGGUCAGGCGUAGGAUCAAGGCCAAGCUGAAGGUCUCCAAAGACCGCAGGGAAUUGGAGUUGUUACUCAGUCCUCAUAGGCAGCGCCAGCGAGGCGUUGUUUUACGGCGUUAUCAUCUCUUCGGCCUGUAUCUAGACGAGGGCCGACUAGUAGACGAGCAUGCUCCUCUGGCUGAGAGUGGCCUCCCUUCGCGAGGAUGCGCGGAACUUGUCCUCCGUCAUCGCGGCGACAUCCAAGUACCAGUCAGGACUGAUGCUGGGUGCUUGCUCGUGUGGACCAGCCUGGAUGACCGAGUAACCGACGUGCUCAAAAAAGUGCUCGACCUGCACCCGUUUGAGGGCCGAUUCUAUCAGCUACGGCUAGGGGGAGUGGUGCUCGAGCCCGAGGUCUCCCUGAGGCGGGCUGGCGUGGACGCGAGCUCUGUGCUGACGCACGAGAAGUGCGACAAGCUAGACCUCCGCGUCUCUUCAGUGUAUUACCAUCUCGGCCUCCGAUUCUCCCCUUUCGCGGAGUGUAGCGAUGAAUACGUUGUCUCGUGCGCGCCCUCCGACACUGUAGAGGAGCUCAAACGGGUGAUUAUUGAGAAGGUCCUUUUCUCUGGAGACGUUGAAAAAGUGAAACUCGGACACGACGGCAAGCUGCUAGCGAACGAGCGAACAUUGUGGGAAUACGGCGUCCGUUCUGGAAGCAAAGUGCACAUCCUCGACUGUCGGACUGUCAACGAGUAUGCAGUUGGGGCAAACUCCUGGCGACCUUCUGUAUCCGAGCUUCUCGAUGAUGUUCUAGGGAAAAGGAAAGUGUGCAGUGCUUGUACGAGGGCCCCGUGCGCGUGCAUCUGGGUGCAUAAGGUUAUGGACGAGCUUCUAGUGGCGGAGACGGAGUCGAUGGUGGUUGAGCAUGAGAUGGCCGACAUUGACGAUAUCCUCCCUGGACUCACGGUGGGUGAGAUCGUGCCAGGGUUCCGGGAAGCAGGAGCACUUCCAACAAUGAGUGUAGUGCAUUUCGCCUGCGAUCAAGACCGAAGCAACAGCGACUUCGAGUUCGAGAUCUUCAUCGACGAGGAGCGUUGGCGCAAGAUAGGGAUGGCCGCGUCCACCACCGCCUGGGACCAGCAGGCGGCUGACGGCGACCACCAGCAGGUGGCCACGCGGUGGCGACGCGACCGGCCCUCCGCCGAUCUCCACCUGCAGGCACCUCUGCCUGUAAAGAUAGUGGGCUUCUUUGUGAUUAUAAUAUCCAGCUGGGUGGAGUCUCUGGUUAAAUGGUUGAGUGUGCCGGUGGUGGGCCGCCAUCCGUGUCUUUAACACCCAGAAAAUGCUUAUCCACCAAGAAAGAAGUUCUUAGAAUUUAGGUUUACGUAAGUUAACAUAAGUUUUUGUUACAUUUGUACUAACCAGUAAGACAACUCCGAUCUGAGCCCCCUUCCUUGUGUAAAAUGUGUCAAUGUCCCAUUCUAUUAAACCAUUUACUUGCAAA
Molecule: messenger RNA, 2353 nt
Organism: Frankliniella occidentalis (western flower thrips)
Lineage: Eukaryota; Metazoa; Arthropoda; Insecta; Thysanoptera; Thripidae
Exons: 6
Coding region: 115-2181 (688 amino acids)
Molecular function (GO): protein binding
Source: RefSeq, a predicted model, not a curated record